This is a messenger RNA of Penaeus indicus, 2170 nucleotides long. Its product is annotated as zinc finger protein OZF-like. The transcript has 2 exons. Gene Ontology annotation, biological process: regulation of DNA-templated transcription. The record is from RefSeq and is a predicted model, not a curated record. Gene Ontology annotation, molecular function: RNA polymerase II cis-regulatory region sequence-specific DNA binding; DNA-binding transcription factor activity, RNA polymerase II-specific. The coding region runs from base 90 to 1385 and encodes 431 amino acids. Lineage: Eukaryota; Metazoa; Arthropoda; Malacostraca; Decapoda; Penaeidae.
AGGGAGAAGCUGACACUGCGAUAAUCCUGGACUCGAAGCUGCAUUACUGUGCAAGGACACCCAUGCGUGGUCGAUAAGCAGUCUGAAGGAUGACGAUGAGUAUCCUCGCCGACUGGAUGCCUUUGGCCCCACUCAUGGACGAGGAAAUUUAUGGCACAGGAGUCAGUAUCAAAGAAGAGCUCAGCGAAGAUAUUUCCGAGGAUACUUGUAUUGAAAUUAAAGAAGAACCGUUUGAUUAUGCAGAUAAAGAGAGGGAUGAGGUGAACGACGAGAAAGUGAAACAUAAAUGUCUCUUCUUUCAUAAUCUCGAUGAAUUAAAACAUAAAUCAAAUGCGAAGAACACGUGUAAGUUGGAUGAGGAUCGUAAUGGCGUGUUGUUAAGAGCGCCAUUUGUGGCUGAGAAUUCUCUGAAUAAGAUUUCAUCAGAUUGCGAUCAGGCGAUACACAUUGAAAGUCUUAAGCAGGAUACACAGCCAAAAGUGGAAGCUACAUUGAAACGUUUUGCAUGUAAAGUAUAUGGCAAGAAAUUCUCUCAAAAAAGAAAUAUCAACAUUAACAGGAGAGUUCACACAAAGGAGAAGCCGUUCAGCUGUGAGAUUUGCAGCAAGGCCUUCUCUCAGAAAGGUACUCUAGUAAAGCACAUGAGAGUACAUACAAAGGAGAAGCGAUUCAGCUGUGAGAUUUGCAGCAAGGCCUUCUCUGAGAAAGGUACUCUAGUAAGGCACAUGAGAGUACAUACAAAGGAGAAGCCAUUCAGCUGUGAUAUUUGCAGCAAGGCCUUCUCUCAGAAAGGUACUCUAGUAAAGCACUUGAGAGUACAUGCAAAGGAGAAGCCAUUCAGCUGUGAGAUUUGCAGCAAGGCCUUCUCUCAGAAAGGUACUCUAGUAGAGCACAUGAGAGUACAUACAAAGGAGAAGCCAUUCAGCUGCGAGAUUUGCAGCAAGGCCUUCCUUAAGAAAAAUACUCUAGUAAGGCACAUGAGAGUACAUACAAAGGAGAAGCCAUUCAGCUGUGGGAUUUGCAGCAAGGCCUUCUCUCGGAAAGGUCAUCUAGUACAGCACAUGGGAAUACAUACAAAGGAGAAGCCAUUCAGCUGUGAAAUUUGCAGCAAGGCCUUCUCUGAGAAAGGUACUCUAGUAAGGCACAUGAGAGUACAUACAAAGGAGAAGCCAUUCAGAUGUGAGGUUUGCAGCAAGGCCUUCUCUGAGAAAGGUACUCUAGUAAGGCACAUGAGAGUACAUACAAAGGAGAAGCCAUUCAGCUGUGAGAUUUGCAGCAAGGCCUUCUCUGAGGCACGUACUCUAGUAAAGCACAUGAGAGUACAUACAAUGAAGUCAUUAAUGUAUGAAAUUUUCAACAAAGCUUUUCACGAAGAAAUUAUCUAGUUAAAUAUACAGGAGUACGUGAUAUUACAAUACAGGGAGUAACCUUACUGCUGUAACAUUUACAAUAAAGCCUCACUUGAAAAUAGCCUAGUGAACUAUAUGAUAUUACAUAGAAAGGAAGAGCCAUACUGUUGUGUGAUAUGCUACAGUUGUAAAAUCUAUAAUAACUAGUCUAUCGGGCCAUUAGAGAGUACACAAAGGAUAAGCCGUAUGAUCUCCUAGUGCAACACAUAAUAACCCAAAGAAGACAUUUCCUGGGGAACACGUGACGGUAUCAAAUACCAUUAUAUUUCAUCUAAAAGGAACAAACUUCUUGAUACUAUUGGGAAAGAAUUAUCCCAUGCUUUAUAGAAUCUUCUGAAUUAUGCUAUGGAUAAAAUUUUUGACAGAGUUCUUUCGAGAAUAAGAAACUUUUAUGCGUUAUGCCCUGUAUUUAAUUCUCCAUGUUUGUUUUGUUCUGGUAAACUCACGUAUGUUAUUACUGAACAGACCACUACUGGUCAUGGCUUUCGAGAAAGCGGCUCCUCCGCCUCCUCAAUAUGGCAAUUAAUGUGGGAAAAAAAGCUUCUAUUUCUUAUAAUGAGAAGGAAAUUCAUGCAUUCCAUAUAAAAUAAUGCAUGAAAUGUUUUCUUUUAUUGAUUAAACAAAAGAAAACCGACACACUUUCAUGGCUAUAUCUAUAUCUAUGUAGAUAUAUAUUUCUAUACAUAUAUAUAUUUACAUAUAUGUAUACAUAUAUACAUAUCUAUCUAUCUGUACAUACACCCACACACACACACUCACAC